Molecule: messenger RNA, 1758 nt
Organism: Entelurus aequoreus (snake pipefish)
Lineage: Eukaryota; Metazoa; Chordata; Actinopteri; Syngnathiformes; Syngnathidae
Gene: cops2
Product: COP9 signalosome subunit 2
Exons: 13
Coding region: 137-1468 (443 amino acids)
Biological process (GO): protein deneddylation
Cellular component (GO): COP9 signalosome
Molecular function (GO): protein binding
Source: RefSeq, a predicted model, not a curated record
AACAGCGCCAUCUAUGGACGAACACUAGUUCCUCGCGCCUCUUGCCAGCCCGACACACCACCUCCCCAUCGCCGCAAAACACAGCACAGGCCGGGCAACUAUUUUUCUCUCAACAAGGACAACAAGGACUGUCACAAUGUCUGACAUGGAAGACGAUUUCAUGUGUGACGACGAAGAAGACUACGACCUGGAAUACUCAGAAGACAGCAAUUCAGAGCCAAAUGUCGACCUGGAGAACCAGUACUACAACUCCAAAGCACUGAAGGAGGAUGAUCCCAAAGGAGCGCUCAGCAGUUUCCAGAAGGUACUGGAUUUGGAAGGAGAGAAAGGUGAAUGGGGGUUCAAGGCACUGAAACAGAUGAUUAAGAUCAACUUUAAGCUGACUAAUUUCCCAGAGAUGAUGAACAGAUACAAACAGCUGCUUACGUACAUCAGAAGUGCAGUCACCAGGAACUACUCAGAGAAGUCCAUCAACUCCAUUCUGGACUAUAUCUCUACCUCCAAACAGAUGGAUUUGCUACAGGAGUUUUAUGAAACUACGUUGGAUGCGUUAAAGGAUGCAAAAAAUGACAGACUUUGGUUUAAAACCAACACAAAGCUUGGUAAGUUGUAUCUGGAAAGGGAAGAGUAUGGGAAGCUGCAAAAAAUCCUGAGGCAGUUACAUCAAUCUUGCCAGACAGAUGAUGGAGAGGAUGACCUGAAGAAAGGCACACAAUUGUUGGAGAUCUACGCUUUGGAAAUUCAGAUGUACACAGCACAAAAAAACAACAAGAAAUUGAAAGCCUUGUAUGAGCAGUCUCUACAUAUUAAAUCUGCCAUUCCUCAUCCAUUAAUAAUGGGCGUUAUCCGAGAGUGCGGCGGAAAAAUGCAUUUGAGAGAGGGAGAGUUUGAGAAAGCUCACACAGAUUUCUUUGAGGCCUUUAAAAAUUACGAUGAGUCUGGAAGCCCGAGAAGGACAACGUGUCUGAAAUACCUGGUGCUCGCCAACAUGCUAAUGAAGUCAGGAAUAAAUCCUUUUGAUUCACAAGAGGCCAAACCAUACAAAAAUGACCCAGAGAUUCUAGCAAUGACAAACUUAGUAAGCGCCUACCAGAACAAUGACAUCACUGAAUUUGAGAAAAUCUUGAAAACAAAUCACAGUAACAUAAUGGAUGACCCCUUCAUCAGAGAGCACAUAGAGGAACUGCUGCGGAACAUUAGAACUCAAGUACUUAUCAAACUCAUCAAACCAUACACAAGAAUACACAUCCCUUUUAUUUCUAAGGAGCUGAAUAUUGAUGUUUGUGAUGUGGAAAGUCUGCUGGUCCAGUGCAUUUUGGAUAACACAAUCCACGGGCGAAUCGACCAAGUCAACCAGCUAUUAGAACUAGACUACCAGAAGAGAGGAGGGGCUCGCUACACAGCUUUAGACAAAUGGACAAAUCAGCUGAACUCUCUCAACCAAGCCAUUGUGAGCAAGCUCACAUGAUGCCAUUACAAAUCAAGAGACAAGGAAAAAUGGCAUGUUUGAAUACAUCCAUCAAGAAUGCUACUGUGCUUCAGACGAGACACCACAAGAUUUGAAUACAGGCACCGAUUUCAAGAAGACUGCGAGAACCCAGGGAAUGAGUUCAAACUGUGUUGUUUUGUCCUGAGAGGAAAUCACUGAGACUUGUUUUUCAUGUACCAGAUUGGCAGAUCCAUGUGCAGAUAUUUUGGUUGUCCAAUGUGUAUGAGAAAACAUACACAGUAUUUUAAUGUAUACUGUUGCCUGUUGGU